GCGGCGCCGCUGGCCUCGGGGGCCUCUCCGCCGGGCGCUGUCCGCCUCGCCGCGCGUCUCCCUCCUCCGCGUUUUACGUCUGUCACUGCCUGGGGAAGAGCAGAAGCGCCCCCGGUUCCCGCGCAGCCGGGCCCAGGUUGGCACCGCGCCGUCGGCUCGGCCGAGCCCCUGCCCCAGCGCCGAUCGGGGCGCCGCGCUUGGUCACACCCGGAGCGCGUUUGCUCUGCGUUGUGGGACCUGGGGCUUUUCUAAAGAGCUCGCAGCUUGAAAUGCAGCCGCAAUGUGGAGCCCCGGAUGGAGGCCUCAGAGGGGAGGUUCCUGGGCGAGAGGCAUCAGGAAAGUCCCCGAACGGCACCAGAAAUGAAGCUACCCAAACAGAAAAUGAAGACAAUUCUGGAGAAACAGUGUCAGAACUGCAAGUACAACUAGAAGGUGCAGAGAAAGAAUCUGAAGAGAAGAUUAUUGAACAUGUAAUUAAUCAAAAGCAGCCUAAAGACAUUUUGAACAAGUAUAGCACUGGAGACACCUUAAGAGUGCAAAAUGAUGUUAAAACUGAAGAGAAAGCUGUCAGCUGUAUGUCCAGAACAAAUCAACAGAAUGAACAAAAACCAGAUGGUAAUCACAAAUCAGUAACCAGCUCAUUCAAUCAAAAGACAGAAGAAAAUGAGGGCUGCGUAAGAAUGACAAAAAAGAUCCUGCGAGACAUCUGUAAGCAGCAGAAAUUAUACUUGACCCCAUCCUUAAAUGAUACGCUUUACUUACAUUAUAAAGGGUUUGACCGCCUGGAAAAUCUUGAAGAAUAUACAGGAUUGAAGUGUUUAUGGCUGGAAUGCAAUGGCUUAACAAAAAUUGAGAAUUUGGAGGCUCUGACAGAGUUGCGUUGCCUCUACUUGCAACUCAAUUUAAUUAAUAGAAUUGAAAACCUUGAAGCCUUACAAAAGCUGGAUUCCCUCAAUAUCAGUAACAACUAUAUCAAGACCAUUGAGAAUCUCUCUUGUCUGAAAGUCCUGCACACUCUGCAGAUUGCUCACAAUAAAUUACAAACAGUGGAAGACAUACAGCACUUGCGAGAAUGCCCAAGUAUUUGUGUUCUCGAUCUUUCCCACAACCACCUAGAUGAUCCAAAUACUAUACCUAUUCUGGAGGCCAUGCCUAAUUUGUGUGUGCUUAAUUUGAUGGGAAACCAAGUGAUAAAGAAAAUUACUAAUUAUAGAAAAACACUUACUGUUCGACUAAAACAGCUAACAUACUUGGAUGACAGACCAGUUUUCCCAAAGGAUAGAGCCUGUGCAGAAGCCUGGGCCAUUGGAGGGCUUGAAGCUGAGAAAGCAGAAAGGGAAAAAUGGGAAACCAGAGAGAGAAAAAAAAUCCAAGAUAGUGUCAAUGCUUUAGCAGGAAUCAGGAGAAAAGCAGAGGAAAAGAAAAGACGAAAGUAUAUGGAAGAAAGAGAUGCAAGUGCGAAGUGUGAAAACAGAGAUGUAACAGAGACCCUAGAAGGAGCAUCUGCAAAUUCAGAUGACAGUGAUGGAAAUUCUAAUACAUCAGAGAUAUCAGAUCUAUCAGAUGAGGCAGAAACUCAAGAGAAGACUGAGAAAUCUGUAAAUGAAAGUUUUGAUGCUUGUGAUGAAGCAAUAACACUGCUAUCAGAUAGAGAAGAUCACACAGAUUUCCCCCCUGGAAAUAUUCCUGCUAAAAUUCAAGAAGAUGCACAAGAAUCAAAUUCGUACAAAUGCUCAAACUUCAACAGGAAGACAGUCGAUUUACCAGGAGAGAAGAUGGCUCCUGAAAGGGCCAUGGUUCCCGAAGUGGAUGAAUAUGCCGAAAAAGAACAAAUCAAACUGGAGACACCAGAGAAACUUUAUCUUGAUGAAUUGCCUGAUUUAGAAGAUAUAGAUGUAAAUGCUCCAGAAGAGAAAAGCUUUGUUCAAAAGCAAGAAUAUCACCCAAAGAUUGAAAUAAUUUCUGAAACAACAGAUGAGAGUGAUUCUGCAGUAGAGGAAAAUGGUAAAAGCACAUUUGGGAAUUCAGUAGGAGAAGAGGUUCCAACAGCAAUUUUUUCAAACCUGCGUAAGAUACAUCAAGACCGUGAAAAGGACAUCUUAAGACCCAUCGUUGAAGACCUGUUUACAGAGCCUUCUAAUUCAGAAAGGGACUUGGAGACCAAAGAUAAACAAGAAAACGUGUUGAAACCUUUGAUACAAGAGAUUAUCACUGAACCUAAGGAUAGUCUACUAUUGUCGUCAGUCUUCGAUCAGCCAGAUGAUAAAAGCCCAUGGGAAGAGGACAGUAAUAUUACAGUUUCUUGCCCUGGGAAUAGCAGUGAUGGAGAAGUACAGUGCCUGGCUGAAAGUGGAAGCUGCCCUUGUGAACCUCAAGAUGACAAGGACAGUGAGUGUGGAUUUGAUUAAUCGCUUUGGAAAAAACAGACCACGUUUGGAAUACAGUGCCUGGCUGCAUACAGUUAUUCUCAAAUUCCAAAUUUAGGAAGGGAUUCAUUAGUUAAAACUGACAUAACACUUCUUAUGAUAUAAAAGAAGACUGCCUUUAACAUGAGGACUGUUAGGAUUUCAGUUAGACAUAGGCUGAUGCAGCCUCCGGCAUAUGACCUUCAAGGCAGAACUUCUGGUCUUGUCAGCAUGAAAGUUCAUAAUCCUACAUAACCUACAGGUAACAAGUGCCUUGCACUCUUACUUUCAAAGGUGCUAAAAAUCCCUAGGUUCCAAGCUCUUUAAGGCAGUUGGGAAUGUUCGCUACCUUUGAAAAUUGGGGUACUACUGUUUUAAGAUUAAAUUCCACUCUCUGUUAUGUGAUUUCUUUUUCCUUGCAUCCUUAUAGAAAUGACUUAAACGUUUCUAUCUUCUCAUUUCAUUACUGACAUAGUUUCGAUGCAUAGUGUUACCUAUUCUUUGCUGUUACCUGAACUAAAUAAAGAUUCUGUUUAUAACCUGA
Messenger RNA from Dromaius novaehollandiae (emu), 2949 nucleotides. RefSeq names its product dynein axonemal assembly factor 1 (gene DNAAF1). The transcript has 14 exons. The coding region runs from base 270 to 2408 and encodes 712 amino acids. The record is from RefSeq and is a predicted model, not a curated record. NCBI's taxonomy places the organism in Eukaryota, Metazoa, Chordata, Aves, Casuariiformes, Dromaiidae. Gene Ontology annotation, molecular function: protein binding.